GCAACUUCCGUCCUUCCCUGGAGCAGCCUCUCUCCGCCUGCACAGGCUCAGCCUCGGGACAGAAGCUUUCGUCCCAUCCCUGCGGCUCCGCAGGAGAGGCCGGCGGCGAUGGCCGAUGGCGAGGGCGGCCCCGGCGUGUUCACGGCCACCGCCCUGCCCGGGGACCCGCGGCUGCUGCCCACGGUCACCAACGCCUUCCUGGGCACCCGCGUGUUCCGGGACAUCCUGCACGCCGCCGGCGUGUACAGCGGCGCCGCGGGGGACACGCACCGCGCCGAUGUCCCCAGCCCGCUGGGGCUGCGCAUGGCAGCGCCCGGCGCCCGCAGCCCGGCGCACAGCUUCACCCUCAACACCUGGACAGGGACCUUCAGCCACACGAUUCAGUCCCCUGGCUACACGGCCACCCAGCAGCUGUACGCCCACCACUCCCUGGUGCACCUGAUGGCCUGCAGCGUCACCAUCCGGCGCUUGGAUGGCUCCACACAUCCCAUCACCGUCCAGCUCCAGAGCCUGUUCGUGCCGCAGAGCCAGGACCUGCACUUGACCCCGGGCCCAGACUUCCAGGGAGCACACUACAUCUACGGGCAGACGCUGGUUCCCGAGGUGGAGGGGGGCCCCCGUCCCACCGUCCACAUGCUGUGGACCCCCAUCCCGCAGCGGCUGACGCUGGGCGGGGAGGAGCGGGAGCGCUGCUGGCAGUUCCUGACGGCGGUGGCCGGCAGCGAGGAGGAGGCGAAGCGCAGCUACAGCGCGGGGCUGUCCCUGCUGGCCGCGGGCUCCCUGCUCCGCUCCCACGUCCGCGCCUGGGCCGCGCUGCGCCGGGAAUGCUCCGUGCAGCUGGACGGGCCCCCGGCGCUGCGCCAGGCGCUGCACGGCUGCCUCUACUACCUGCUGAGCGCCGUGCCGCCCCGGGACAGCCCCGCAGUCCCGUUCCACGGCAUCAGCCCCGGCGGCUUGUCCAACGGCACCCGCGGCGAGGAUUACUGGGGACACGUCUUCUGGGACCAGGACACCUGGAUGUUCCCGAAUAUCCUGCUGCUCUAUCCCGAGGCUGCCCGCGCCAUCCUGCAGUACCGCAUCCGCACGCUGGAGGGCGCCAGGCGCAACGCGCGGGAGCAGGGCUACGAGGGCGCGAAGUUCCCGUGGGAGAGCGCAGCCACUGGCCGGGAAGUGUGUCCUGAGGAGAUUUACGGAGCCCAGGAAAUCCACGUCACCGGGGAUGUCCUGAUGGCCUUCGAGCAGUAUUACUGCACCACGCAGGACCAGAAGCUGUUCCGGGAGGAGGGGGGCUGGGAGCUGGUGGAAGCCGUGGCUCAGUACUGGUGCAGCAGGAUGGUGUGGAGUGAGGAGGAGCAGCUCUUCCACAUCAGAGGUGUCAUGCCCCCAGACGAGUACCACAGCCAGGUGGAUAACUCUGCUUACACCAACGCCGUGGCCCGGCGCAGCUUAAAUUUUGCCACUGACUUGGCUCGGGACCUGCUGCUCCCAGCGCCAGAGGAGUGGGAGGACCGUGCCAGGAAAAUCAAAGUGCCCUUUGAUGAGGAGAGGAAAUAUCACCCUGAGUACGAUGGCUACAGCCCAGCCCUGUCCCCAGGUGAGCCGGUGAAACAGGCAGAUGUGGUCCUGCUGGGGUUCCCACUGAUGCAUCCCAUGAGUGCCGAGGUCCGGAGGAACGACCUGGAGAUGUACGAGCCCAUCACCGACCCGGCCGGGCCAGCCAUGACCUGGAGCAUGUUUGCCGUGGGCUGGCUGGAGCUGAAGGAGCUGCAGAGAGCCUGGAGCCAGCUGGAAAAGUGCUUCAGCAACAUCACGGAGCCUUUCAAGGUCUGGGUGGAGAACUCGGAUGGGUCGGGAGCUGUGAACUUCCUGACAGGGAUGGGUGGAUUCCUGCAGGUCGUCCUCUUUGGCUUCACGGGGUUCAGGAUCACGAGGUCCGGCCUCCUCUUCGAUCCUGCCUUUCCCGAUGGUAUCACCAAGCUGGAAGUCUCCAGCAUCUCCUACUUGGGCAACAAACUGGAGGUCACCAUCACCGGGGAGGAGAUCAGGAUGGAAGUGACUGAGACCUCCCGGGACCCUCCGGCAUCUCCGCUGGAAGCUGUGCUGGAGUCGGGACUGCGCUUUCCCCUGGGAGAAGGGCAGAGUGUGUCCUUCCCCACAGCCCCUGGAUGGAUCCAGAGGUCGCCCAGCAGGACCCCCUAAAGCCUGCCUGAUCCGGGUGCUGCCCUCUGGAGCAGCAGAGCUGGGAUGCUGCUGCAGGGGGAAGGUAACAGUGGGUGGAAAGGGGGUGCCAGGCUGUGCCAGGAGGCCUUUGCCCCCAGGACUGUGUGUGCCACCUGUCCUUGUGGCCCAGGGGGCCAGUGGCUGGAGCUGUCACCACGGCUGGAGCUGUCACCAUGGCUGGAGCUGUCACCACGUCUGAGCCCCCCACUCCCCUCCACACAUCUCUUACUCGGCGCAGGAGAGGAAACCACGCCUGAAAAUGAUCAUUUCAAUUGUGUUUGCUGGACACCCAGGAGUUGUUUAUGCUCUCAACAUGUUUGUGUUUGUAAGGAGGCCCAUUCCUGACUCCAGGAUCCUGACUCCAGCUCCUCCAGCAUGUCCUGCCCUGGUCCUUGCCUUCCCCAUGUGUUGCUCUGUGGGCUCAAAGGGCUGUGGAGGCUCAGCCAGUGCUGUUCCACCAGAUGAAUGAUGUUUUGGCACUAAAUAUUACUCCAAAAUAUGCAGCUGAAAGCCUUUUAACCCCGUGUGGGCAGCACACAUCUCCACUCCUGUCAUUUGGUGUGUAACAGCCCUCGCAUGUUUUUAAACCCUU
This is a messenger RNA of Pyrgilauda ruficollis (rufous-necked snowfinch), 2812 nucleotides long. RefSeq names its product protein-glucosylgalactosylhydroxylysine glucosidase (gene PGGHG). Gene Ontology annotation, molecular function: catalytic activity. The record is from RefSeq and is a predicted model, not a curated record. Gene Ontology annotation, biological process: carbohydrate metabolic process. Bases 109 to 2199 code for a protein of 696 amino acids. The transcript is spliced from 14 exons. NCBI's taxonomy places the organism in Eukaryota, Metazoa, Chordata, Aves, Passeriformes, Passeridae.